UUUAGUUAUUUUAACAUUCUUCCGUUCAAAUUCUUAUAAGCUGAACCACCUGUCUUUCCCUCCUUCCACUCCCUUAUAAAAACCUCUUUGAUUUUCUCUGCUCCCCAACCAAUGUUCUCAACCUUCCCGCCAAAAUGAGAAUCUCCGAAAUCUCACCGGAGAUCCGCUCCGCUCCACCGGAAAGCCAUUCUCUCCUCCUCGAAGAACUCGAAUCAUCCAUCAAAGAAGCCGAAAACCUCUCUCCGGCCAGCCUCUCGCAGGAAAAACUCUCUGGAAAGCUCCAAAAUACCCUCUCUCACCUCAAUUCCGCCCUACCGUUGCCAGAAUCCGGCAAGCUUCAGAUCUGGAAGUUCAGCUACCGCCUCUGGAAUGCAUGCGUCGAUCUCUCAAAUGCCACUGGAAUCUCCUCCGAAGAAAAUCCCGAUCUUCGCCGGAAGAUCAACGAAGAACAGGCCAAUCUACGUCAGAUCGCCGCCGAUCUGCUAUGUUUCGCUGGAAACGUUGCCGGAGUCCCAUCGCCGGCCUUCAAAUCAGCAUCCUUCUACUACAAGACUGGCUUGAUCUGGCAUGGGCUCAAGAAAUUUGAUCUUGCUGCGAAUUGCUUCGAUCGGGCAACUGAUCUGAUGUCAAAGAUAGAGAUCGAAUCAGUUUCGGACACCGAGGAACGGCGAUUCCUCUUAGAACUGAAUCUGGCAAGAUCGCAAACGGCAUGGGAGGUUUCAGAGCAGAAUCUCGCUCUGGCCUUGCUCAACCGGUCUAAAAAUCUACUUUAUGGAAAUCCAGAGAGCUAUAAAAUCCUAGCAGAGCAGUACUUGCAGUUUGGGAAGAUCGUCCUGUCAAAAGAUCAGAGAUCUUCCAUUAACGAAGCUCGGAAGCUGAUUGAUGAGGCCGUCGAUCUCUGUGAGAAGGGAUUGACGACGGGGAUUGCAAGACGACCCAUGGAAGCUGCGGAGCUGAAGAACCUCCAGUCGAAAUCACUCCGGUUCUUGGCAGCUGCUCACCUGCAGAUGGAGGAAUUCGAGAGCGUUCUGAAAUGUGUUCGGGUUUUGAGGGAUAGCACGAGCGAGGAGCACCCGAGCAUAUCAUUUCUGGCCAUGAAGGCGUGGUUGGGGCUGGGGAGGUAUGGAGAGGCAGAGAAGGAGCUGAAGGGCAUGGUUGUAAAUAAGGCAGUCCCAGAGGGUGUUUGUGUGUCUGCAGUGGAGGCGUUCUUUGAGGGGGCAGGGGCGGCAGGGGCAGAGGCGGUGAAGGUGGUGUUUCUAGGCCUGCUGGGAAGGUGCCACAUCAGCGCUAGAGCUGCAAUUAGGGUGGUGCAGAGGUUGGUAUCAGGUAGCGGCGGCCAUGAGGGGUCAGUUGUCAGGGACAGAGUGGUGGCAGAGCUUGUUUCUGAUGAGAGGGUCGUGACGCUUUUCACUGGCCGUGGGAAGGACGACGUGGCAAAGGAGAGGUGUGCAAUGCACACCAUUUUGUGGAACAGUGGAGCAGAGCAUUUUCGAUCAAAAGAUUAUGGAACAAGUGCAGAGAUGUUUGAGAAAUCAAUGCUUUAUAUCCCGCACGAUGUGGAGAACCGAAUUCUCCGAGCCAAAUGCUUCAGAGUACUCUGUCUCUGCCACCUUGCCCUUUCUCAGCUUGACCGAGCUGAAGAAUACAUCAACCAAGCCCAAAAGCUCGAGUCCAACAUAGCCUGCACCUUUCUCAAGUUCAAGAUCUACCUGCAAAAAAACGAUGAAAGUGCUGCAAUGAAUCAGAUGCAAGCCAUGGUAAACUGCCUCGACUUCAACCCUGAAUUUUUCACCCUGUCUGCCCAUGAAGCCAUGGCUUGCAGAGCGCUGCCUGUUGCCAUCGCUUCCCUUUCCAAUCUCCUCAACCAAUAUUCCCCUGGAAAACCAAUGCCAAUGCCGGAAGUCGCUGUCCUCCGCAAUGUCAUUGUUCUUCUCUUCCAGAUCUCCGACAGCCAGCCCGAGAUCUUGAAAUUCAUGAGACGUGCCCAUACUCGGAUGUCAGAGCUCGGAACCGAACAGUUCUUUGGAAACGGGGCAGUUGGGAACCGUGAGCUGAACUGGUUUGCAGGGAAUUCAUGGAACAUGGGGAUAAAAACUGGUACGGAAAAGCAAUAUGAAUUUUGUGCAGAGUUUUUUGAAUUGGCAUCUGAAUUCUUCAGCGCAAUGGGGGGUGAUGAAAUAGACGGAGGAAACCAUGCCAUGAUUUGCAAGUCCUUGAUCCUUAGCGUUGCAGGCAUGAUCAAUGGUGAGAAGCAGAGAAAAGCUGCAUUGACUGAUUUUGAAGUGAAAAGAGGCAUUGAAAUGCUCGACAGAGCCGGAAAGAUUCUAACGUCGACCAUGAAGGCAACCCAAUCUACCAGUGAUCAACCGACGACUGUCGAUUCUAGCUUAUUCUUCCUACAUACACUCCAUGCUUACCAUCUGCAUGACCGGCUUGACAAUGAUAAACGGUCUCAACAGCUCUAUCUAAUAAAGAGCUUUGCCUCGUUGAAGGCAUGCACCCCACAAAACCUCCUCCAGAUUGGCCUCACUGCCUCUCACGGCCUGAAUUCCAAUCCAGAAGCAGCCCACUUCGCCUUCAAUGCCUGCCUAACCGCCCACCUCGCCUCAGCUUCACCUGACUACCACAAGAUUGCCCUUGUUGUCCGAAAGCUGGCUGUACUCACAGGCUCCAGGGAUGGUGAUGUGGACAACGAGGCCUAUGCAGCAUACAGGCAGGCUUAUCGGAUCAUGGUGGGGCUCAAGGAAGGGGAGUAUCCUGCUGAGGAGGGGAAGUGGCUGGCAAUAACUGCAUGGAACCGAUCAGUCUUGCCAGGGCGACUUGGACAGGUGGACAUGGCAAGGAGAUGGAUGAAGAUGGGAUUGGAGCUGGCCAGGUGCGUGCCGGGCAUGGAAGGAUACAAGGGGUGCAUGGAGGAAUGUCUGGCAGGCAUUGAAAAGCUUGGUGGGGAUGGUUGUAGAGAUGGUGAGGGAGGAGAAAGUGAGAGCAGGAACCGGCUUCUCUUGUAAAUUGUAACAUACAAAAAUUCUUAUCUUUUGUGUUCAAGAGAUUAUGAAAUCAGUUGAGAAUCAUUUACUGCCAAAAUGUUGCUGAUGUAGCAAUCCUAACCCUUGGUCAGUAGCUUGCAGAAAAAUGGUUGAGAUAUCACAAAGGUCCACGAUUAGCAUGAAUAAAAAGGACAAACGUUGGCUCGCAGUGUUCUUUCAAGUUUCCCACUGGGGGAGUUGUUGUGCAUGCAUGGACUAUCCCCGGUGAUUCACAUUACAUGAACGCUCUGUAUUAAUGAGCCAUGCUCCCCACCACUUGCCUGGAUUACUGUAAAUCCCCUUAUAGUAGAUUGUCUACAUUCUCCA
Molecule: messenger RNA, 3353 nt
Organism: Magnolia sinica
Lineage: Eukaryota; Viridiplantae; Streptophyta; Magnoliopsida; Magnoliales; Magnoliaceae
Product: TPR repeat-containing protein ZIP4
Exons: 5
Coding region: 135-3008 (957 amino acids)
Biological process (GO): regulation of synaptonemal complex assembly; meiotic cell cycle
Molecular function (GO): protein binding
Source: RefSeq, a predicted model, not a curated record